CAUUUCUCCAAUGGCCCAGAAGCUGCAUCAUGAAUGUACUCGCGUUCCAAUAACGGCUUUAGCCGAAUGCGGACCGCUGCUUAUUGUCGCUGAAGGACCAUACUUGCGCUUCUAUGAUCGCCAGCAGAACAUAUUGAUCUCAUCAGAACGACUCUUUGAGGCUCAAGCUAUACAUGGAGUUCGCGAACUCUCAAGUUCAGCUGAUCAUGUUCAUCUCGUUAUCUGGGGAGGACUACUACUCCGCACGCUGUUACUUGAUACCUCCUACGACGAGCAUGAUGGCUGGUUGCCGCUGAAUGCGAGGUGUUCCGACGUUGCAAGAGCGCCAGACUGGAUUCUGGACCUGCAAUCAGCACCCAAAUCGCCAGGCAAUGACAUUCCAGAACGAUGCGUGGCGGUGACAGCGCAUAAUGCGCUCCUCGACAUAACACAGGAACUUGGAGUCCAAUACCCACGUGUCGAAUCUCUUGGCCCUAUUUCAGUGAGCGAGCUCACUUCGAGCUCGCGAUCGAUCCUCUACUCUGCUCACUUGCUAUGGGAGUCGGAUGACUGUAUUCUCGUUGCGGCAGGGACCGCCUUUGGGGAAAUCAUCUACUGGUCGUGGAACCAGUCCCGCCCAGAUGAAAACAGAUCUCGUAUUCAUCAUGUAUUUCUCGGCCACGAGGGAUCAAUCUUUGGGGUACAGAUAUCGCAUGUGCUUUGUAUCAACGGCCAGAAGUCAAGACGGCUUCUUGCUAGCUGCAGUGAUGACCGUACGAUACGCAUCUGGGAUGUCAGUCGAGUCACUGCAGAAGAAGGUAGUGAUUCUCACGUUAUUGACACAGAUUCGCAGCGAACAAGACACACCGGCUUCAGUAAUGCAUCUUUCGAUGCUGAUGUCUCGAGCAAGGACUGUGUUGCUAUAGGCUGGGGCCAUACCUCCCGCGUCUGGAAAGUAGAAUUUCUCGAUAGCAGAGGUAGUAUCAGCGUUAAACCUGACAAGAUAGUCCUCCUUUCUGCAGGCGAAGAUGCGACAUCCCGUACAUGGACACUUAUCACGAAUGUUGACAGCUCAACUUCGCCGAGCACGCCACCAUGGCAGCUUGAGCUUAUGGACACGGCACCCUAUCACAGCGGAAAGAACGUUUGGUCUAUUUCUAUCCCAAACGCUUCGUCAUCACAUCGAUCCGUCGCACUCGGGGGAGCCGAUAGCAAGAUCACAAAGUUUUCCCUCCGGACGAAGAAACAAUCCACCAAGCAGGCACAAUACGACAUCGAGUACUUUACAUCUACUCUAGCAUCACUUGAGGAGAGUACUGCAUUUCCAAGGAAAGCCGGCCACCGUUCUUCAAAACAAAUGGAGUUUCUAAGAAGCUAUGCGUUUGUGGACGCAUCUUCUUUCAUCCUGACAACCAACUCAGGUGGGAUUUUCCUUGAAACUUUGUCUCAGCAUGGUUCAAAGAUAGACCUGUCGCAAUUAAUCGCCAAGCCUGAAGAUUUGUGUGGAUACUCAGUGUGUGCCGGAGAGCCGUCACUUGGUCUAGCCUUUGUCGCUGGAGCGAAAGGGACCUUGUACGCAUACCACAAGGAAACAUCGCGACUGACACAGCUGCACACGUUUAAUGGCAAGAUCGGGGAGGUCUUCACAGGGACAUUCGCAGACUCGCUUCAGUCGAAGCGGAUAGUCUUGCUGGUUACUCUAGUUGGUCAAAAGGAUGCUCAGCUACUCCACGUGGAUUUUUCCGAGUGUAAAGAGCCCCAGUAUCUCUACGAAGAGUUGCCGGAGAGUGCUCGCCCAAGAGCAUCAAGUACGACCGUUGUUCCAAUUCCAGAUCACAUCACCGGGCUUGUCAUCACAAGUAUGGUGUACGUCGACACUUCCGUCGGAAGCUACGUCCUGCUCGGAUACCGACGUGGGUCAAUUGCCGCAUACCGCAUCGUAGAUCAGCGCGGAGAACACGCCGAUCAAAGCUCCGCGAAGCUACUUGGUAUCAUACACUCUGUUCACGGUAAGGAGACAGUUACCGCCAUGACCUGGGUUCCCCGGGGUACAGAUUCUCCCUCUGGACAUCUGGUCUCCACAGGACGAGACGGCUGUGUUGCGAUUCACCUCAUCGAAUUGGAGACCAUGUCCUAUCGAUUAGUCCAUAACAUCACGCUACCGGUCGGCCCAAACAUCGAAGGUCUCUACAUUCACAACAGUGAAUUGCACGUGUACGGAUUCUCACACAAGGAAUUCGUCGUAUACAACACCGCCACCGAGGAAGUCACGAUGAGUGUCGAAACGGGCGGCGCGCACAGGAGCUGGUCAUUCCAGCCCGAUGUCUCCAUGUACCGCGGCGGAGGCACCCUGGUGUGGACACGAGCAUCAAGCAUGCAUAUCCUCUCGCAAUCCGGGCCCGACCAUGACGUGAUCCGCUCCGGUGGUCAUGGUCGCGAGAUCAAAGCCGUCGCUGUUUCACCAGGCGUCGAGACCGACGGAAGCAAGCUACAGCUCAUAGCCACCGGCGCGGAAGACACCGACAUCAAGAUCUUCUCCUACACAGACAAGCACCUUACCUGCCUUCGGACCCUGCGCAAACACACGACCGGGAUCCAGAAUCUUCAGUGGUCCACUGACGGCUCAUAUCUUUUCAGCAGUGGGGGCUGCGAGGAGUUCUACGUCUGGAAGAUAAGCCGUCUUCCGUCCGAAAUGGGCGGCAUAGGCGUGGUGUGUGAAGCAAGCUGCCCACCAGAGAGCGAACACUCGGACCUACGCAUCAUGGCAUUCGAUGUUGCGCAGUAUACGGAAUCGCCAGCUGUUUUUUUCAUCAGCAUGGUGUUCUCGAACUCAGUAGUCAAGGUCUACGCGUACAUGCCAACGCAGCCAGAACGAUGGCACAAACUCGCCUCGGGCCUAUACUUUACCUCUUGUCUGACACAAUGCGCAUUUCUCCCCAUGGGUGAGCGCAAAAUGCCCCAAAGCAUCCUCACAGCCGGCACAGACGGACACGCGGUCCUCUGGGCAUUCUCUCCACCUCCCACCCAGGCGCCGGAGACACUUACAUACCGUUCGCCCACCACAAUCCACCAGUCCUCGACCAAAACCCUGGUCACACACGUCCUGCCCACUAGAAGCGACAAGACACUCAUCAUAAGCGGCGGCGACGACGGCACAGUCUCUUUCCUCCUCGCCCGCUGCACCUCAAUCAACGGCGUGGAGUGGGCCGGCAGUCCAGUCACAGUCGUCCGCACGCAUGCUUCGGCCGUGACGGCUUGCGCGGUGGUCUCGCACAAUGGACAGCUUCUGCUGAUUACGAGUGGAAACGAUCAGUGGGUCAGGAUGUGGGAGCUUGUUCUCUGUGUUGGAGAUGGAUGGGAGGAAGACAAGGAUUGGAUUGAGAUCAGACGCGCAGGAAAGGUGAAGACUCGUGUCGCGGAUGUGUCGAGCAUGGCUGUGGUGGGGGGUGAAGAUAUGGAAGGGGACGCUGCGAGGGUGCUGAUUUGCGGUGUGGGCAUGGAAGUCAUCAGGGUGGGGGGAAACACGCAGGUAGGCUUGGGAAAAGGCGAGCGUUCAUAGACGGACGCACAGAGCUUGGGUCCGAAGUACAAUCAUGGC
Paraphaeosphaeria sporulosa is the source of this 3577-nucleotide messenger RNA. RefSeq names its product WD domain-containing protein. Lineage: Eukaryota; Fungi; Ascomycota; Dothideomycetes; Pleosporales; Didymosphaeriaceae. The transcript is spliced from 3 exons. Gene Ontology annotation, molecular function: protein binding. The record is from RefSeq and is a predicted model, not a curated record. Gene Ontology annotation, biological process: tRNA methylation. Gene Ontology annotation, cellular component: cytoplasm. Bases 11 to 3538 code for a protein of 1175 amino acids.